AUGGGUUCCUUCAUGCGAGGCCUAUUUCAUAACGACUAUUUUUUUGGCCUAGUUUUUUAUGCCAAGAUUUUUAUCUGUCAAAAACAAUAAACUAAAAUUGAUUGAAAAUCACCUUGAAAUAGCCAAUAUGAAAUCAUUUCUAAGCAAAUGGCCAAAAAUAUUUAAAGAAAAAUCUAGGCAAAAAUAAUAGCACAAAAAUAAUAAUAAUAAUUGUGAAAUAGUCGUCUUGUAAAGACACGGUCUUAAUGAACAGUAAUUUAAGGCAGCAAAAAUUUUUAGGCUGCUCAGGGACGGUUUCUAUUGGGCAAGAUUCUAAUGAUAGAAGUGUGCAGACAAUUGGGAUAUAUAAUCUGAGAUAUAAUGGAGAUGGCGUUUUGCAUGAAUAUAUUGUAGGAAGAUACGACCCAGGAAGCCAACAAUUAAUAGCAUUUUAUGAAGGUUUUAAUUGGUAUGAUAAUAUGGCGAAGGAGACCACCCAACAUCUUGACGCAAUUUCCUCAACACCUCAGGGAAUGCCCAGUGGAAGAGCCAAACAAUAAACAGCUCUGAUAUCCUUAAUAUACUCGGGCAGAGGUUUUUCUCGUGCCAAGGGCAUAAUAAGUGAAACAUGGGAUUUUUCCUUCUGGGCAUAGAAUUGGAAAGAGCGUCCCGAGAUUGGGUUCCAUUUUUACUCAAAUUAGGGACCCUGAAGACAUCAAACGCUCAGUGUGAAAUCUGGAAUUUCUCCAGGCUCCAAUUCUUUGCUAUCCUCACGAAAAAUUGGAACAGUUUUUUUUUUACAUUAAAGAGGGGGGAUUAGCGACUAGGCGCCCCGAAAGUAAGUUAGGUAUGACAGAGUCUAAGGGAGGCAAUCGGUUUCAGCCUCAGCAGUGCUGAUGAGCUUGAAGAGCAGACAUCUUUUGCCGAUUUCAAACAAUAUAGUAAUUCAAUCACUUUAAUUGAUAUGAUAAUACAACGAAUAUACCAACUGAUGUGAUUAUCAAUGAGAAUGACUGUCCAUUUGAUAAAGAUGAAGCUGAAUAUUCACCAAAUGGCACUGGUAUCUUAUAUGGGAUUUCGUUUACUCCCCCCCCCCUCGAAGUUCGACCAAGAUAUAGGGAAAAUUCCUAUUUUUUUUGAAAAUUAACCCCCCUCAAAGUUCGACCAAGACCUAUAUAAAUUUACUAGGAAAAAUAAGCAAUUUUUUCAAAAUUUUAAACUAUGUGGGGAUGAGCUUGCGAUUUUUGUAUUCAAGUUCUAAAAAAGCGUUACAAAACCAUCUUGCACUAUUUUUUCUAACCCUUACACCCUCUCAACCAUACAGAAGAAUAUGAUAAAUUUUUUUUUUUUAAAUACUAAAUUAUAUAAAAAAAAUUCUAUAUAAUUUUUUUUAAAAUAAUUUUUCUUAACCCCCCUCGAAGUUCGACCAAAAAAAUCUUGGUCGAACUUCGAGGGGGGGGGAGUUAGCAUUGUGAUAGCUACUAUGAUUGAGACUUUUUAUAUAUGGAGAAAAUGAUGGCUGAUUGAUAUAGAAAUAAUGAUUGAAAAAAAAUUAUGCUAGAGAGUUAAAAUUAUAAAUAAAAUUAUUUACAUUGGUUAUCAAGGUAAAUACAGAUUAAUAUAAUAUAAUUCAAUUCGACGAUUAUAUAGCAAUAAUUAUGAUUUUUAUUGAUUUUUUGCAGCUUUUGUCAGCUGGACCUGAUAUAUAUGAGACUUAUUUCAAUAUCUUUUCACAUUAUGCGUCAGUAGAUUUUGAUUGGAAAGGUAAUAAUAUGUGAUUUCUUGUGUAUUGCUCAAUAGUAAUUGUUUUUAUAUGAGCUAUUUUUUGUUUAAAACACAUUUUUAAGUUUGGGGAAAGCUCAAAUAACUAAUUUUAUUUAAUUAUACAAUAUUAUUAUCAUCUGCUGCUUAUUUCUUAAUGGCUCUGGCGAGCCAAAAGAAGAUUCACGUUAAAUUUCAUGAUUAUCGCGUAUAAAAUCCCUUUUUGGCCAGUCAAAGCCUUUAAGAAAUUAAUGCAAAGCAUUAUAUUAGAACCCCAAGAGAUUUAUUCUAUGGAAAGGUAAAUUCAAACCGAAAAAUGCAUAUUUAAUUUUUUUUACUUCAAAUAACAUUUUAUGUGAAUUUAGUAAAGUUUUAUUUAAAGCGUCUUUGCCAAUAGUAGGGAAUAUCCUUUUUUUGCCUAUGAUUUCAGUUUUUUUAAAUGUAACUCAGUGUGACCAACAAAUAGGGCCAGAACCGAGACAAAGCUUUGUAAGAAAUGACUGUUCGACAUUUUGUUGGCAUGGCUCUCAUAGCAUAUUGGCAAUUCUUUCUGGGCUUUGCUUAGUCUUUUAUAUCCCUCUAGCUAUUUAUUUUAAGCCUUUUUGGGGUCUUUCUAAUGAAAAUAUAAAUAUAAAAACUCUGCCACUAUUUUUGAUGCUGAAAAGUGUAUUCCAGGUGAGUGUAAUCGUUCUUAACAAAACAGUGAAAACUUUUAGCCAAUCAUUGCAUGGACUUUUAUACAAUAUUUUAUUAAUUCUCCUCUAUUUAAUUACUAAUCUUAAUUAGUAAAAAGCUAUUUUUUAAAUAAUAAAUUUCUUAAUACAUAUUUUAAAAUAAGAUAAAUAUUUAAUUAGAAAACUACGAUUUUUUAAUUCUUGGACAUAAAAAAUUAUAAUAAUUUGUUCAUUAGUUAUAGAAAAUUCGUUUAUAAAGUUAUAGAUUAUCUUAUUAUGGGAGUAAUUAUUUUUAUAUAUAUCUGCUACAAAAAAAAACCAUAUAACGACAGUCGCAUGAACCUUUGGCAAAUUAUUUCUUAUUUCGCCAUUUUAUGGAGUGUUUCUAUUUCUUCAUUAUAUUAUCUUUUACAUACAAAAUUAGCAAAUCUUUGACUACUUCCACAAGUUAUUGGCUGAAUUUUAUUAAUUGCUAUUGGGCUAUACCUACAGAGUAAAUAUAGCCCGGUCGCUACUUUGGAUCAUGCUUGAAUGAAGCAAGAGGGCAUCAGACGAGCCAGCAUUUGUUGACAGUGUUAAACUCCCCAGAUGACAAAUCCUCUUAUUAUUGGAGAUUUUGACAUCUGGGGAGUUGGCUUUGCCAGCAGCCUUGGCUCGUCUACUCCCCAUCUGGCACCUCCCAAUUUCAGUCAAUCCUAAUCCAAAACAGGGAUCGGGGUAUAUUGUCCAAGUAUGCUAUUCAAUCAGCAAGGUGUAGAAAUUGUAAAAUUUAUUAAAUUUAUGCUAGGAAGCUCGAUCCCAGCAUCUGAAAUUAAUAAAGAUAUCAAAGAAGUAGGAAUAAAAUAUAAAUCGCAUUGUAGUAAUAACUAUAUAUAUGAGAAAAUUUCAAGUUCUACUAAAUACGGUGCUCAUAAUAAGGAAUGUCAGCUUAUAUUUGAUAGCAAUUCAGGUUCCUCAAAGAUUGCACCUAUAAUUGAUACCACAAAUCGAUUUAAAGCUGCUGACUAA
Molecule: messenger RNA, 3422 nt
Organism: Blepharisma stoltei
Lineage: Eukaryota; Ciliophora; Heterotrichea; Heterotrichida; Blepharismidae
Source: the annotation of a GenBank genome assembly